This is a messenger RNA of Neohortaea acidophila, 1365 nucleotides long. RefSeq lists its product as uncharacterized. The transcript has a single exon. Lineage: Eukaryota; Fungi; Ascomycota; Dothideomycetes; Mycosphaerellales; Teratosphaeriaceae. The record is from RefSeq and is a predicted model, not a curated record. Bases 111 to 1181 code for a protein of 356 amino acids.
GGUAUCAUUUUCAAAAGGCUAAUAUCUACACAUACAACAAGCUCCAACCGGCCGUACGGCUUUCGUUGGGAACGCACAAUCAUCUAUUGCGCCUGCCAGCUUGCCACUCAAUGACUCCAACACAAAUCAAAGGCCUGCUCAAGAUCCGCGCAGAUCACGUCCGGCGCCGUCAUAAAAUCCAAAAAGCCGUCCGUCACAAGCCCCGUGAGAAUUUAGUCGAAUCCCAGCCCAGAUCACCGCCGUCCAGCUCUUUGAUGUCAGGUAAUAACGGUACUGAGUAUGAGCUCUUCAACUUCUUCCCCGCUCUUCCAUCCUCCAACCCAUCUUCCUCAGCGGCCCCAUUGAGCGAGAACAUACUACUCUUCCGCUUGAACCAGCCCGACCUCCGCAUGCGAAGACUUUGCUGUCCGUCUUCCGAUGGCGCAGUGGUUGAGGAGACACUCGGGGUGAAGGGGCGGUGCAAGCCGCGACUCGUGGAGGGGCGAUUGUCCGUCGACGGCCGAGGCAGGGCGAGAGAAGUGCGGGAGCUGCUGAACGAGGAGCGCAGGUUGUUGAGACUGAGCAGGCGUCGCAUGCCCUUGGGCUUGUUUUGUACUUCCGGAGUUGUGGGCGCGGACAUCGUGUUGUGUGUGGGUUUCGGGGGGGUGGGUUUCGUUGGUGAAUCGUACUCGUCGACGUCGGAUUCGGGGUAUGCGCCGGGGAUCCUGCGCUCGGGGGUGCUGGGAUGCGAGUUCAGCGGGCCGCGUACCUGCUUUGCUGGUGAUGCUGGCGGCGAGUCUGGGGGUGGGGGGAUAUUGGUGCCGUCUGUGAGGGAGAUGUUGACGGGGCGGACGGUGAGGAGGAAGGGUUUGGAGGAGGAGGUUGUAGUAGUCGUGAGGGGCUUUGAAGUAGGUCGAGGCAUCGCUGCCUGUUCCCCGCAGUUUGACACCACCUGCGUGCGCCGUGGAAUGCGGAGACGGAAGGGCUGCUGCCGCGGGCUGCCUUGCGCAAAAGGUGAAACGAUUGGCGUUGCAGAAGCGGAGCGGUGCAAUGUGUCGGGCGAACCGUCGGGCCUAGAUGCAGUGUCGGCGGAGAGGAGGCGACGCAGGUGGAUGCGCGAGGGCGUUAAGCAUGCAAACGAAACGAUGACGAGGCGCGAGGGCGUGGUGGUGGGCUGCUUGAAUGGAUGCAGCUGGAUGUAGGGGUCAUGCAGUUGAAAGGAGGUGAUGCAGUGGAGGGUGAUGCAGCCUGCUGUACCUGCAGCUCAAGCACCGCAGUAGCGCCGGGCGUUUCCGGGUGGGCGGCGGGCUGUGAUUGAUUGAUUGCCUGAUUGAUUGAUUGAUUGAUUGAUGGGGAUGUUUGAUGGGUGGAAGAAAAUCAAGAAAG